AUGACAGCAGACAAGAUAGACGUCUGGAACGACCCGCGGAUCCAAAAAUGUUCCACUUUUGUCAACGGCACUAGAUACGGCUAUCUUCUCGGGGUCCCUCCAAACGGAGACUACCGAGCAACUGUUUUUCUGAUCCAUGGCUUUCCUGAUCUUUCAAUGGGAUGGAGAUACCAGAUCCCAGCUCUGUUAAAUAUGGGCCUUCGCGUUGUUGCCCCUGAUUGUCUUGGGUAUGGGAGAACAGAAGCUCCUGAUUUCACAUCGGAAUCCGCCCCUCGGUACGCAUUCAAGCAAUGUGCAGCUGAUAUGAAAGAGCUCGCACGGCAGCUGGGCACUUCCAAGAUCAUCCUUGGUGGCCAUGAUUGGGGUGGGUUUGUCGUUUAUCGUAUUGCGCUCCAUUGCCCGGGUUUCGUCACACACAUCUUUUCCGUAUGUACCCCGUACGGCCCUCCUCACCGGGAGUUUGUUCCCCUGGACAAGCUAGUAGCAACUCGCAUUCCGUUUUUCGGUUAUCAACUCCAGUUUGUGAGUGGAGAACUCGAGAAAGUUAUCAAAGACAAGAGGGACAUCCGUCAAUUCCUGAUCGCAUUAUUCGGAGGGAGGACUCCAAAGGGAGAAUUCGGGUUUGACGUCACAAAAGGGGCACUGUUGGACAAGUUGCAUGAGCUACAACCCUCGCGAGUUAUGAGCGAAGAGGAGCUAAAUUACUACGUCGAUGAAUACUCUCGGAGUGGAAUGCACGGCCCACUGAACUGGUAUCGCACCCGCGAACAGAAUUAUAAAGAGGACCUUGAGCUCAUCGGGCGCAAACUCGACAUUCCGGUCCUUUUCAUCAGAGCCACAAACGACGCGGCCCUCCGCCCGGAACUAUCACAGAAUAUGUCAAAGUAUAUCCGGGAUCUAACACAGGCCGAGGUUGACGGUACGCAUUGGGUUCUGUGGCAAAAGCCUGAGGAGUGCAAUGCCAUUAUCGCAAAGUGGAUGGAGGGUGUUGUCUUUGGGGCACAGAGUAAGAUAUAA
Coccidioides immitis RS is the source of this 1017-nucleotide messenger RNA. RefSeq names its product epoxide hydrolase. Bases 1 to 1017 code for a protein of 338 amino acids. Lineage: Eukaryota; Fungi; Ascomycota; Eurotiomycetes; Onygenales; Onygenaceae. The record is from RefSeq and is a predicted model, not a curated record. The transcript has 7 exons. Gene Ontology annotation, molecular function: hydrolase activity.